Messenger RNA from Aricia agestis (brown argus), 856 nucleotides. Its product is annotated as nuclear receptor-binding factor 2-like. Lineage: Eukaryota; Metazoa; Arthropoda; Insecta; Lepidoptera; Lycaenidae. The transcript is spliced from 2 exons. The coding region runs from base 79 to 819 and encodes 246 amino acids. The record is from RefSeq and is a predicted model, not a curated record. Gene Ontology annotation, biological process: autophagy.
UACAAAGUUUUAACAAAGAAACAGAAAUUAGACUCCAUGUUAUAAUUAAUAAUAAAUAGUAAGAUAACAAGCAUUAAAAUGGAUGAUCACCCGUUGAAUUUGGCUCACCAACAGUAUCGUAGAGCCGAAGCACACAUGAAAAAUAAUAGAUACGAUGAAGCGAUGCAAUGUCAUCAGAAUGCUGCAGAACUUUUACUGGACGCUAUGAAGUCGACGUCAUCAACUUUUGCCUUAGAAUCCAUCACUUUACAACAUAGCUAUCAUCUCAAACAAAAAGAUAUCAUUAAGUGUAAAAAAGAACAGUACGCAAGAGUGAAAAAGGCUAUGGAAAAUAUUAAAUGUCUUGGUAUAGAUCCCAGCUUGAAUGUCGGAGACAGCGAUCAUAAUAAGCUACAAAUAGAAAUUUAUAAAAACUUAAACGAAUCUGAGAACUUACUGAGCUUAUUAACGGACAAAGGGAAAUCCAAUGAAACUCAAACAAUAAUCAAAGAUUUAAUUCCCGAAGGAAGAAAGACUGAAAAAAACCAGCAAACUGUUGUUGAAGAGUUGCAAAUUCUUAGCCAAAGCUUACACUCACUAGUGGAACAACUUGUGCUACAAGUUGAAGUGUUGAAAGAUGAAAACAACACAUUGAAAGAUAAACUAAGUUAUUUGGAAAAGGAGAGAAUGAAAUAUCUUAAUAUUUCUACAACAGCUGAUUUUAAUUUUGCCUGUGAUGUUCCAAGUAAUAAAACUGGAACAGAAAGGGACCAAAACCCAAGUACUAUUUUGAAUCUAAUGGACAUUGAAAAACUUGCAUUAAAAGAUGGUAAUCAAUAAAAAAAUAUAAUUAUGUUUUACUGAAGAAAGAUCCCAA